AUGUUUCUGAAACCCCUGCUGCUCCUGGCCCUGCUGGGCCCUGGCAGCAGCCUCCAGCUGUGGGAGACCUGGGAGAAUGGAGCCAAGGAGGCCCCAGGCCCCCUGCUUGUCCGUGGCCGGAGAGAAGUGGAUGAGGACGACUCCGACAUAUAUGACUAUGACAUACAGACGGACCCUCCAGAAAUGCUUAACUAUAGCACCGAGGCCCCCAAGCUUCUGCCUGUGAUGGGAACACUGGAGCAGAGAGAGUCUGCAGGGCCUUUAACACCUGAGCCAACCACUCUGGAGAUGACCACAAGGGACCCUGCUGUCCUGGAUGCAGAAGGGGCAGCCACUGGGAAUCUGAGCAUGGAACUGUUCAUACUGGUCACUCUGACCAAAGAACCAGUCACUGUAAUCCCUCCCAUCAUGGAGGAUCCAUCCACAGAAUCAGCUGCAGUGGAGGCCCUGUCCACAGGGCCAGCAGGCAGAGUGGCACUGGCCACAGAACCUGCAGCCACAGAGGCUCUUUCCACAGAGACCCUGCCCACGGAGCCAGCAAGCACAAUGGCACCAGCCACAGAACGCACAGCCAUGGAGGCCCUGUCCACAGGGGCCAUGUCCACAGAAUCCACUGCCACUGAGGCCAUGUCCACAGAAUCCACCGCCACUGAGGCCCUGUCCACAGAAAGUCACAUGGGCUGAAGCCUGCCCAGCCAUGGCCUGGCUAGAGGCUGCUGUGUCCCUGGUCCCUUCCCCUUGAAGCCCACAGUGUGGCAGGUACUAGGCACCUGGAUUGCCUGA
Physeter macrocephalus (sperm whale) is the source of this 783-nucleotide messenger RNA. RefSeq names its product P-selectin glycoprotein ligand 1. Lineage: Eukaryota; Metazoa; Chordata; Mammalia; Artiodactyla; Physeteridae. Gene Ontology annotation, cellular component: plasma membrane. Gene Ontology annotation, biological process: leukocyte tethering or rolling. The record is from RefSeq and is a predicted model, not a curated record. The transcript has a single exon.